Messenger RNA from Nicotiana attenuata, 1613 nucleotides. Its product is annotated as GDSL esterase/lipase At5g45910. Lineage: Eukaryota; Viridiplantae; Streptophyta; Magnoliopsida; Solanales; Solanaceae. Gene Ontology annotation, molecular function: hydrolase activity, acting on ester bonds. The transcript is spliced from 5 exons. Bases 200 to 1300 code for a protein of 366 amino acids. The record is from RefSeq and is a predicted model, not a curated record.
GUAGCCCUAAUUUUUAAAAGCUUAUAUCUAACAAAACUAGAAAGAAAUUCAUGCUCAGACGAAUUGCAGUCCGUCCCGACCCUUCCUUAGUGACUUUAGUCAGGAAGGGGAAUGGGGCGAUAAAUAGAGCUUUGGCUCAGAAUUAGACCUUCUGCAGACGAAAUUUUAGACUGCUUAGUGAUAAACUACGUGUAUCGUCAUGAAAAUCAUCUUCUUGAUUUUUUGUUCCUUUCUGAGCUCAGUUUCACCCGACCCACAAUCUUAUAAUGCAAUAUUUAGUUUUGGUGAUUCACUCGCUGAUACCGGAAAUUUCCUUCUCUCCGGUGCCCUAGCUUUUCCGGUCAUCGGAAAACUUCCCUAUGGAGAAACUUUCUUUAAACAUGCAACUGGUCGAUGCUCAAAUGGACGAUUAAUUGUUGACUUCUUUGCGGAGGCGUAUGGAUUGCCAUUACUUCCACCCUAUUUGGCACUGAAAAAUGGCGUAAAAGCCGAAAAUGGAGUGAAUUUUGCAAUUGCUGGAGCUACUGCAAUGGCCGCUGAGUAUUUUUAUAGUAAGAAUAUAACAAUUUUAUGGACAAAUAUUUCAUUAACUAACCAGGUGGGAUGGUUUCAGGAAGUGAAGUCUAACAUUUGUGCCACAAGAAAAGAUUGUAGAGUGUACUUUAGAAAAUCACUAUUUAUAGUGGGAGAGAUUGGAGGCAAUGACUAUAAUUACCCAUACUUUGUUGGUGGAAGCAUUAAACAACUUAAAGCUCUCGUACCAGCAGUAGUUGAAACUAUUAUUGAAGCAACAAGUGUAUUGAUAGACGAAGGAGCAGUAGAGUUGAUAGUACCUGGGAAUUUGCCAAUUGGGUGCUCAGCAUUGUACUUAACCUUGUUUGGCACUACAAACAAAGCAGCAUAUGACAAUAAUGGAUGUCUCAAAGCCUACAAUGCCUUCUCUAAAUAUCACAAUUCUCAGCUAAAACUCUCCCUUGAGAAAUUAAGAGAAGAAUAUCCUCAUGCAAAAAUCAUCUAUGCUGAUUAUUAUGGAGCUGCAAAGAGAUUGUUUCAUGCUCCAAAGCAUCAUGGAUUUUCCAAUACAUUGGUAGCAUGUUGUGGAGGUGGAGGUCCUUACAACUUCAACAAUUCAGCAAGAUGUGGUCAUAUUGGGUCUAAGGCAUGUUUGGACUCUUCUAAAUUUGCAAAUUGGGAUGGAAUUCAUUUAACUGAAGCAGCUUAUCACCACAUAGCCAAGGGAUUACUCAAUGGCCCAUUCACUUCUCCACCUCUCACAUUUUCUCCCAUUAAGCAAAUUUAGAUUAACUUAAUUCUCAUAAAAAUUUCUCUCUGCAUGCAGUAACAAAGAAAAAAGAAAACAUAGGAAUUAGCUGCGGACAAAUUUCGUUACUAAAUAGCAAUAAUAUCCUUUGCUAAUUCUAUUUAGCAAUGGAUUAUAAAAAUAUCUUAUUUGCUACAUGCUAUUUAGUGAUGAGUUAGUAAAAAUUCUGUGACUAAUUCCUUUUUUAGUAGAUGUGUGUGUGUAUAAAAUUGAGAGUAAGCGUAGAUUUGACAAUAAAUUCAAAUGUAGACUGUUGUUGGCCAAGACAUUUUAGCCGCGCAUGUUAUGUUUA